Molecule: messenger RNA, 7313 nt
Organism: Anolis carolinensis (green anole)
Lineage: Eukaryota; Metazoa; Chordata; Lepidosauria; Squamata; Anolidae
Gene: cdc25b
Product: cell division cycle 25B
Exons: 16
Coding region: 148-1806 (552 amino acids)
Biological process (GO): positive regulation of G2/M transition of mitotic cell cycle; positive regulation of G2/MI transition of meiotic cell cycle; G2/M transition of mitotic cell cycle
Cellular component (GO): nucleus; cytoplasm
Molecular function (GO): protein tyrosine phosphatase activity
Source: RefSeq, a predicted model, not a curated record
CCGCGCCGGCUCAUUUCGCGGGGCCUGCGUCUCCCUUCGCCCGGCCUUCUGCCGCUGCCGCUGCCGCUCGGGCCUGGAGGCUGGAGGGAGGGCCGGACCCGCGUCCUUUUGCUGUGUGUGUAGGAGAAGGAGAAGGAGAAGGAAGGCAUGGACCCCCGGCGGGGCAGCGCCCUCCCGGGCCUCGGUUGGGGCCUCUCCCCGGUCGCCAGCCUCGCCCUCAACAUGGACCGCCUGGCCGGCCUUGGAAGCAAUUGCGAGACUCCGAAGCGGAAGAAGCGCCUGGGGAUGGAGCUCAAGGCGGAGUGGUCCUCCCUGGACUCGGUCUCCUCCGAGUCUUCCCAGGAUUCGGCCUACUCGGAGUCUGCCGAUUCGGGCGUCGGCCCAGAUUCUCCGCGGGACUCGGACCUGGAGAGCUUCGAAGAUGUGUUUGAGAGGACGGCGCUGGAGUCCCGGAAAGGCCCCCAAAGGGAUUCCUUCCCCAUCCGACGGAUCCAGUCCUUGCCGGUGAGGCUCCUGGGGGCCAGUCCUGCCCUGAGGAACAUCUCCAACUCCAAGGAAUUCAACAGUCCGGCGGCUCUCGAGCGGGACUCACCGCUGGGCAACAACGCGGAGAAUGAGGGUGUCCUUUUCAAGAAGCCCCUGCGUCCGAGUGGCCGGUCGGGUUCCUCGCGUGGCGCGGCAGAGCGGGACCCCUUUGCACAUCGGCCCAGUUCGGCCCCGGACCUCAUGUGCUGCAGCCCAGAGAAGGAGAACGCGGGGCCCGCACCCCGGAGCCCGGCCUUCCUCCGCCGCUCCUCCUUGGCCUCCUUCCUCUCCGACGAAGACGACGGGUUCAUGGAAAUCCUGGACGAGGAGCAGAUGAAGGGCGACGCAGAGGUUCCUCCGGGGAUGGAGAACCUGCUGAUGGCUCCCUUGGUCCAGAAAGAAGAAGAAGAAGCCGGCGCUGAACUGACCCCGGUGAACGCGGGCAAGUGCCGCCGCCUCUUCCGCUCGCCCUCGAUGCCCAGCAGCGUCAUCCGGCCCAUCCUCAAGCGCCUGGACCGGCCUCAGGACAGGGACGCCCCGCCGGUCAAGAGCAAGCGCCGGAGGAGCCUGGCCGACAGCAACGCCUUCUCUGCUGCUGCAGCCGAGGAAGAGGAGGAGGAGAAGGCCGAGGAGCCGAAGCCGCGCAUGGUGCGCUCCCGCUCCUGCUGCCCCAGCGAGAUCGCCAGCAUCUUGGACAACGACCAGCGGGAGCUGAUUGGGGACUUCUCCAAGGCAUACAUUCUGCAGACGGUGGAAGGGAAGCACCAAGACCUCAAGUACAUCUCUCCCGAAAUGAUGGUGGCUGUUCUGACGGGUCAGUUCAGCAGCCUCAUUGAACGCUGUGUCAUCGUGGACUGCAGAUAUCCGUACGAAUACGAAGGUGGUCACAUCAAGGGCGCGGUGAACCUCCCUCUGGAGAAGGACGUGGAGGAGUUCCUCCUCCAGAAGCCGAUGGUGCCGUCGGAUUCUUCGAAGCGAGUGAUCGUCGUCUUCCAUUGCGAGUUCUCCUCCGAGAGGGGCCCCCGCAUGUGCCGCUUUGUCCGGGAGAAGGACCGGGCCUGCAACGAUUACCCUUCCCUGCACUAUCCCGAGUUGUAUGUCUUGAAAGGAGGCUAUAAGGAGUUCUUCCCACAAUACCAAUCGCACUGUGAGCCGCCCUCCUACCGGCCGAUGCACCACCAGGACUUCAAGGAGGACCUGCGCCGCUUCCGCCUGAAGAGCCGCACGUGGGCCGGGGAGCGGAGCAAGAGGGAGCUCUACAGCCGCCUCAAGAACCUAUGAGCGCAGGGCGGCAGCAGCAGCAGAAGAAGAGGCACUUGGGGGUUGGGGGUGGGGGGCUAGACAGGACUGGAUAUACGGGGCCUUCGCGGGCAAGAAGGAAGCCAUCUCUGCCGUGCAUCAGCAGGAAAACCAAGAGAAGGGACAUCUGCGGAAGGAAUUUGACGCCGAGUAGGAGAGACAAUUUGCAACAGUUCCAACAACGAGGACGUCUCCGUCGAUCUCCAAUAGUGACCCAAAUGAAACACUGAACUUCCUCUGGUGUCGCGGAUGCGGAGCUCUUCUUGGGACACUUGUAUCCGCGUCCUUCUCGACGCCGAGGAGGAAAGGGACACAAUUUGCAACUUCCAACAACGAGGACAUCUCCAUCUCCAAUAGUGACCCAAAUGAAACACUGAACUUCCUCUGGUGUCGCGGAUGCGGAGCUCUUCUUGGGACACAAUUUGCAACUGUUCCACCAACAAGGAUGUCUCCAUCCAUCUCCAAUAGUGACCCAAAUGAAACAUUGAACUUCCUCUGGUGUCGCGGAUGCGGAGCUCUUCUUGGGACACAAUUUGCAACUGUUCCACCAACAAGGACGUCUCCAUCCAUCUCCCAAUAGUGACCCAAAUGAAACAUUUAAUUUCCUCCAGUGCCGCGGAUACGGAGCUCUUCUUGGGACACAAUUUGCAACUGUUCCACCAACAAGGACGUCUCCAUCCAUCUCCCAAUAGUGACCCAAAUGAAACAUUGAACUUCCUCUGGUGUCGCGGAUGCGGAGCUCUUCUUGGGACACUUGUAUCCGCGUCCUUCUCGACGCCGAGGAGGAAAGGGACACAAUUUGCAACUUCCAACAACGAGGACAUCUCCAUCUCCAAUAGUGACCCAAAUGAAACACUGAACUUCCUCUGGUGUCGCGGAUGCGGAGCUCUUCUUGGGACACAAUUUGCAACUGUUCCACCAACAAGGAUGUCUCCAUCCAUCUCCAAUAGUGACCCAAAUGAAACAUUGAACUUCCUCUGGUGUCACGGAUACGGAGCUCUUCUUGGGACACAAUUUGCAACUGUUCCACCAACAAGGAUGUCUCCAUCCAUCUCCAAUAGUGACCCAAAUGAAACACUGAACUUCCUCUGGUGUCGCGGAUACGGAGCUCUUCUUGGGACACAAUUUGCAACUUCCAACAACGAGGACGUCUCCGUCGAUCUCCAAUAGUGACCCAAAUGAAACAUUGAACUUCCUCUGGUGUCGCGGAUGCGGAGCUCUUCUUGGGACACUUGUAUCCGCGUCCUUCUCGACGCCGAGGAGGGAAGGGACACAAUUUGCAACAGUUCCAACAACGAGGACAUCUCCGUCGAUCUCCAAUAGUGACCCAAAUGAAACAUUUAAUUUCCUCCAGUGCCGCGGAUACGGAGCUCUUCUUGGGACACAAUUUGCAACUGUUCCACCAACAAGGACGUCUCCAUCCAUCUCCCAAUAGUGACCCAAAUGAAACAUUGAACUUCCUCUGGUGUCGCGGAUGCGGAGCUCUUCUUGGGACACUUGUAUCCGCGUCCUUCUCGACGCCGAGGAGGAAAGGGACACAAUUUGCAACUUCCAACAACGAGGACAUCUCCAUCUCCAAUAGUGACCCAAAUGAAACAUUUAAUUUCCUCCAGUGCCGCGGAUACGGAGCUCUUCUUGGGACACUUCUCGUCUCCAUUGCUGCAACCGUGCGCCAACGUAAACAAACAGAGGGUGGGCCAUAGAAAAGAGUGGGAACAUGUUCAUUUGUUUUAUUUUUACCUGCGUACAACACACUGAUGUCUCAGGGAAUCGUCCCUUUCCGGGAAGGUGCGGAGUAACAACGGGGAGAGAAAGAGGAACCCACCUUCGGAAGGGAAGGGGAAGCUACCGGCUGAGCCAAACAAAUCCUGGAACUUUUCUGAACAUCGAAGCCUUUUGUGUGCAGUUUUAAGGGGGAUUUUUAAGUUUUACUGUGACGCCUGUUUUUACUUAUUUUAAUCUUGAGAUCAUGCAGAAGAGCCUUUUAACUUGAAGCCCACCCCUCUUGAUCCAAGCUUUCUGGAGCGUAAGAAGAAAGAUUGUUUUUAGCCACGGAAGGAGCAAAUUUUGUCGCUCCCUGCAGGUGUUUUGGACUUCAACUCCCACCAUUCCUGGCCUCAGGCCCCUUCCUUUUGCCCCUCAGCCGCUUAAGCGGCUGAGGGGCAAAAGGAAGGGGCCUGAGGCCAGGAAUGGUGGGAGUUGAAGUCCAAAACUCCUGCAGGGAGAGCCCAAGUUGGCCCUUGCCCGAUCUAGUUGAGUUGGUGCUUUGUAUUGUGUGUCGGAAUCACUAUGGGGGUGUUGUUGUGUGGUUUCCGAGCUGUACGGCCAACAUAAUGUGCGCUUGCAGCCUCCGCAGGGGAGAGAGACGUUGGGAGAAAACCGUCCCCUUUUUGCAAACUUCAUUGCUAGAUCACAUUGGCCAUCCAGCCUGGAAACUGCACAACAACACCCCACUGUGCAUUGUGUGACGGAUGCUUCUUCUCAUGUGCCAACCCCCAGCUGGCUCUCUACCUCCACUAAUAUGUUGUUAUGUGGUUUCCGGGCUGUGUGGCCAACGUAAUGUGUUCUAGCAGCACCCGCAGGCCAGAGAGACGUCAAGAGAAAAGCAUUUGCCUUUUGCAAUCUUCGUUGCUAAGAACACAUUGGUCAUCCAGCCCAGACACCGCACAACAGCAUCCUACUGUGUGCAUUGUGUGUUUGACGUGCCUCAUGCGCCAAACCCAGCUAGCUCUCUGCUGGAAUCACUAAGGUGUUGCGUUUUUCGGGAUGUAUGUCCCAUGCAAGGUGUCAGGAGAGAUGUCAGGAGAAAAUGCUGCCAAGAACACUUUGGCCUGGAAACGACACAGCAACACCGCACUGUGCUUUGUGUGAUGGAUGGUGCCUCUCGUGCACCAAACCUAGUGGCAACACUUUACUAAGAGGAGUGGGAACGUGGUUUAGUGGCGCACCUUUGCUCGCCACUUUGCUUUACAGCCGUUGCCUAUUUCAUGGAGAACUCCCACUGCCAGCACAUGAUGCAGAAGCCAGUGAGGAAAGUCAUUUUAAAAAGAUUAUUAAGAAAAAAAAGUUAGCAACAUUAGCACCGAUGCAUAAGGGUGAUAGGCUUGUGUGCUUUGUAUUGUGUGGUUUCCAGAUUGUAUGGCCAAUGUAAUGUGCUCUAGCAGCAUCCACAGGAAAAGCAUCAAGAGAACACAUUGGCCAUAGAGCCCAGAAACCGCACAACAACACCCCGCUGUGUGCUUUGUGUGAUUGAUGCUGCCUCUCAUGCGCCGAACCCGGCUGGGUCUGUACUUCCAAGCGUCUGCUCUUUACUGGGAGGAGUGGGAACAUGGCUCAGUGGCGCACCUUUGCCCACCACUUCGCUUUACAGCCGUUGCCUAUUUCAUGGAGAACUCCCACUGCCAGCACAUGAUGCAGAAGCCAGUGAGGAAAGUCAUUUUAAAAAGACAACACAUGUGAUUAUUAAGGGGGGAAAAGAAGCAACAUUAGCACUGACGCAUAAGGGUGAUAGGCUUGUGUGCUUUGUAUUGUGUGCCAGAAUCACUAGGGUGGUGUUGUGUGGUUUCCAGAUUGUACGGCCAAUGUAAUGUGUUCUAGCAGCAUCCACAGGCGAGACAUCAAGAGAACACAUUGGCCAUCCAGCCCAGAAACCGCACAACAGCAUCCUACUGUGUGCAUUGUGUGUUUGACAUGCCUCAUGCGCCAAACCCAGCUAGCUCCCUGCUGGAAUCACUAAGGUGUUGUGUUUUUCGGGCUGUAUGUCCCAUGCAAGGUGUCAGGAGAGAUGUCAGGAGAAAAUGCUGCCAGAACACUUUGGCCUGGAAAUGACACAGCAACACCCCACUGUGUGCUUUGUGUGAUGGAUGGUGCCUCUCGUGCACCAAACCUAGUGGCAACUCUUUACUAAGAGGAGUGGGAACGUGGUUUAGUGGCGCACCUUUGCCCGCCACUUUGCUUUACAGCCGUUGCCUAUUUCAUGGAGAACUCCCACUGCCAGCACAUGAUGCAGAAGCCAGUGAGGAAAGUCAUUUUAAAAAGAUUAUUAAGAAAAAAAAGUUAGCAACAUUAGCACCGAUGUGGUUUCCAGAUUGUACGACCAAUGUAAUGUGCUCUAGCAGCAUCCACAGGAAAAGCAUCAAGAGAACAUGUUGGCCAUAGAGCCCAGAAACCGCACAACAACACCCCGCUGUGUGCUUUGUGUGAUUGAUGCUCCCUCUCAUGCGCCGAACCCGGCUGGGUCUGUACUUCCAAGCGUCUGCUCUUUACUGGGAGGAGUGGGAACAUGGUGCCUUGGCGCACCUUUGUCCCCACCUUCUUCGUGGAAGAUGCCUUUCCUGUGGAUGCUGCCGGAGCACAUUACAUUGGCCGUGCAAUCUGGAAACCACACAACAACCCUAGUGAGUCUGGCAGAGGCCAGUGAUGAGGAAAGUCAUUUUUUUAAAGAUAGCAAGAAAAAAAGGAAGCAACCUUAGCAUCGAUGCAUAAUAGUUUUUUUUAAAAAAGUAUAAUUUUAAAGUUGUGUUUUAUUUAAAAUGCAUAGCAAUGCAAUCAGUCCCCUUCUUGGAGGCAUGUGUGUGCGCGUGGCCGGGAAGGAGCCACGGAAGAAGUGCCUUGUGCAUUGCGCAGCCCGUGUCUGGCGGGGAAGCGCAAGGGAGGGAAGAAAGGAAACCCAGUGGUUGGAUAUCGAGGGCGGAAAGGAGGAGACUUGGGGAGCCCUGGGGAAAAGGAAGGAAGGAAAGAAAGAAAGAAGGAAGGAAGGAUUGGUGCCAGUUGUGUCUUGGUUUUGCUGCGCGAGAGAGCGAGGGCUGGGGGAGUGUUUUUGGUGUUACGGGACUUUAAUGUGUUCACCGCCUUAUUUAUGCUUCUUGUGUGCAUGGAUGCAUCGAGCAAAGUUCACACUCUGGCAAAUUUGUAGGAAGGAGGCAAAGAUGUCCGUGGUGCCAAUUUUAUAAUCCAAUUCUUAGACGCAGAAUAUUCAGAUCCGGCUUUGCCAGUCCCGGUGACCUCUUUGCGGGGAAACAGAAGAUGCUUUCUUCCUCCUCUGUGUGGACUGGGCCCAAAACCACUGUGGCUUUGCUGCUGCUGUGAUGCUGCACUGAGCCUGGGCCCGAGUGUCACUCUCUCGCCUUCACGCCUGGGCUUUCGGGAGAGGCCGCACGGACCCCACACUUGACCCCACACUUGACCCGAGACCCUGCGUUCCCUGAGCCAGCCCCUCCUGGGCCCACGAGUGGGUGUGUGGGUGGGUGGGUGCCCGCGUGCAUUGAUGCAGGAGCGAGUGUCGAGGGGGGAGCCAGCCUCUUCCGCUUUGCAGCCCCACAUCACGGGAGGGAGUCGGGGUGCCUUUUGUGCGUCUGUUCACUUGUGUUCCUCCCGUGCGCUUUUGUGGUAGGAUAGGAGUGAAUGCCAGUGUAAAUGCUCUUGGUGAAAAAGUGGGCUCCCUGUGCAAUCGGGGAGCAAAUAAAACUGCCGGGUUGUGGAUAAAAGAA